Molecule: messenger RNA, 2200 nt
Organism: Siniperca chuatsi (mandarin fish)
Lineage: Eukaryota; Metazoa; Chordata; Actinopteri; Centrarchiformes; Sinipercidae
Product: cytoplasmic phosphatidylinositol transfer protein 1-like
Exons: 9
Coding region: 1-1098 (365 amino acids)
Biological process (GO): phospholipid transport
Cellular component (GO): cytoplasm
Molecular function (GO): phosphatidylinositol transfer activity; phosphatidylinositol binding
Source: RefSeq, a predicted model, not a curated record
AUGUUGAUGAAGGAGUACCGCAUCUGCAUGCCUCUCACAGUGGAGGAGGUAGGUGAAGUUUCCUUGGUUUUCGUGAUGUUUUGCAUCCUGCUCUGUCUGCUGAUGGUCUACUCUUCCAUCACAAAUCCGUGGCUAGCAGCCACAGAGAUGCAGUACCGGAUUGGCCAGCUGUAUAUGAUCAGUAAACACAGUCAUGAACAGAGUGAACGUGGGGAGGGGGUGGAGGUGGUCCAGAAUGAGCCGUAUGAAGACCCCGAGCAUGGAUCAGGCCAAUUCACCGAGAAACGAAUCUACCUCAACAACAAGCUGCCCAGUUGGGCCAGAGCAGUGGUCCCUAAAAUUUUCUAUGUCACAGAGAAGGCUUGGAACUAUUACCCAUACACUAUCACAGAGUACACGUGCUCCUUCCUGCCCAAGUUUUCCAUCCACAUAGAGACCAAAUACGAGGACAACAAAGGCAGCAAUGAUAAUAUCUUUGGCAGUGAGCCCAGAGAAGAGGAAACAGAGGUGUGGUACGUGGACAUUGCCUAUGAUGAGAUUCCCGAGCGCCAUUACAAGGACUCAGAGGACCUGCGGUAUUUUAAGUCGAAGAAGACUAACCGAGGCCUCCUGCAGGAAGGAUGGAUCAACAACCAAGACCCCAUCAUGUGCUCCUACAAACUGGUCACAGUCAAGUUUGAAGUCUGGGGCCUGCAGACGCGUGUGGAGCAGUUUGUACACAAGGUAAUUCGAGAUGUCCUGCUUUUAGGACACAGGCAGGCCUUUGCCUGGGUGGAUGAGUGGAUUGACAUGACCAUGGAGGAAGUCAGGGAGUACGAGCGUGCCACACAAGAAGCCACCAACCUGAAGAUUGGCACCUUCCCCCCUGCCAUCUCCAUCUCAGAGACCCCUCUGCUGUCCAGCACCCGCAGCGGCCCUAACAGCGCCCCAUCCACUCCCCUCUCCACAGAAGCCCCCGAGUUCCUGUCUGUGCCAAAGGAGCGUCCCAGGAAGAAGUCAGCUCCGGAAACCUUGACCCUGCCGGAUCCGGGCCGCAGGGAUUCAAUCUUCAAACUGCCCAGCUUUUUCUCUUGGAACUCCAGUCCGCAGCCAGAAUGAGAGCGGGGCUGUGCCACUGGUGAACGCCCUCGACCUGUGGAUCAGCGCAGGAUGCCUGCCCAGCACAUCCCACAAUGCCCCCUCAGCCAGCUGAAGUGAAGGAGACUUUUCACUGUCCUGGUGAUCCCAGCCCCCUCAGCAGACUCGUCAGUGUUACAGCAAAGCCAACAGCUCUCAGACUGCCUUUACAGGUACUGACAGGCAGCCUGAUCUCCACAGCAAAAAGUCCUGCGAGGUGUAAAGGUAAAGUGCGUCCCCUUGAGAGUCUAACAAAAGCAGCUGAAGGCUCCUCAUUCUUCUCUCCUCCUCAGAAACAGACAGCCAGCACCAUGCAUCAGACAGUAUGGAGUCCAAUUAGUCAGAUUGAGUGUAGCGUACAUUCCUGAAAAUGUUUUAUCCCACAGAGCAUCACUUGAUUUUCAUCCAAGCUCAGGGUGUGUUGACAAGAUAUGUUGAGAUUCAAUCACUGCACAUAAACUUUACAUGUACAGAAUUAGUUUUUAUUUCUGCUUUACCUUUUAAGCAUCGGGGUCUCUGGCUUUGUUAACCGGGUGCUUGUGGUUUGACGUAUGUAUUUAUGUGGUUGGGACUUUUUGACGGAUUCUUGUUGGCCACUGUAUCAGUUGAGUAUUAUGGUUUUCACAGUCAGGUGUAAAGUGAUUGUGUAUUCUUGAAUAUACUGUUUGAACAUUAUUUAUCCGGUAAAAUGUCAGUACUUCAAAAAGAAUAUCAUAUCCAGUCAUGAUGCUGCUAUGAAAUUGCUCUUGUGUAUUUUAAAGGACAAGACUCUCUGUCUCCUUCAAGUGUUUGUUUAUUAUAGUGAGUUCUGUUGGCCACAAUGUCUGUAAAUGACUUCUGUAAUUGCAUGUUUUCGACUCCAGAGGCUGCUUUUAAUUAAUAAUUGUGAAUUAAAUGUUCUCCAUGUUUUCUUUGUUAUCUCAGCCUCGUACUUGAUGUUGUGUUGUAACUGAGUUCUUACAGACUGGCCAUGUGGUUUGCAUGUUGUUUUGCUGCUUCGUUCAUUUCAACUGUAGUCUUUUUUUUUUUUUGUCAUACUGUUGAUGGGUUUUGUAUUCAGUAAAUUAAAUGAAAUCCUGUUGUA